Scylla paramamosain (green mud crab) is the source of this 2326-nucleotide messenger RNA. RefSeq lists its product as uncharacterized. The record is from RefSeq and is a predicted model, not a curated record. Lineage: Eukaryota; Metazoa; Arthropoda; Malacostraca; Decapoda; Portunidae. The transcript is spliced from 11 exons. The coding region runs from base 153 to 1568 and encodes 471 amino acids.
UGCAAGACGCUGGAAAUCUCGUACCUCUCAUAGCCGUUUGGUGAUCUGAUUCCACCGACACGCACAGCUUUAUCUCCGCGUGUAAAGACAAGCGGUCCGGGAGUCUGAAAGGCGAAAAGAAAUCUCAGCGUGAGACUGUUCAUAUCAGCACCAUGACCACAGCGGACAACAAACUAAUGCAGCAGCGGAAGGACUUUUGGUCUAAGCAGGAGGCGACAAUUGUAGGCAUGAUCCAGACGGAGGGAUACGAAAACAUGGCUUCCGACGACGCUGACGAAAUAAUGGCCUACCUGCCGGACCUGAAAGGAAAGAGGGUGAUCGACCUCGCUGCGGGCAUCGGGCGGUUCACGGGUCGUCUGGCGAAGGAGGCGGCGCAGGUGACGGCGGUAGACGUUGCCGAAUCGUUCAUCAAGGAAAACCGCUCCAAGAACCAGCACCUCCGUCACGUCUCCUACAUCUGUAACGACGUGGUCAAUCUGGAUCUGCCGGAUGGGAGCCUGGAUGUGGUGUUUAGCAGCUGGCUUCUCAAGUACCUGAACGAGGCCGAGCUGGACCGUUUUCUUCCUAAAGUCCUCAAGUGGCUCAGUCCAGGCGGCUACUUCUUCUUCCGCGAGUCUUGCUACCGCAGCGUGGGAACGAUACAUUCAGACGAGAACCCGUCCAUCUUCCGGCGGCCUGAGGAUUACGUGAGCCAUGUGCUGAAGGCCCGCGACGCUGAGCGUUCCGCCUUCACCCUCCUGCGCUGCAAGAACAUCCUCGCUUACAUAAACUAUAAGAACGCGGCCAAUCAGGUGUGCUUCUUGGCCAAGAAGGUGAGCGAGGGAGAGGUGGAGUGCCUGCCGGAGCCUCGCCAGCACAUCGUGUGCCCACUGGGCGCCUCGCUGCCUGACGAUGGUACCAGGGACGCCCUGGGCGGAGAGUCUUCGACGAAAGCGUUCUGCGCCCGGCUUGGGCUGCGGGCGGGGCGACGGGUGCUGGUGGUGGGCUGCGGGGAGGGCGAGUCGGCAGAGUUUCUGGUGAGCCACUAUCAGGUGACGGCACAUGGCGUUGACCGCUGCCACUCCAGGGUGAUGGCGGCCAUCGGGCGGCAGAUGAAGCUCGAUGACAACAUCAGACAGAAGUUGCAUUUCGAAGGCGGGUGUUUGACGCAGUUGGACCGGGACGACGACUCUUACGAUGUGAUCUACUGCCGCGAGGCACUGCACCUCCUCCCCUGCAAGCAGGAAGUGUUUACCAAGUUCUACAGGUGGCUGCGCAAGGGGGGGAUUCUCUUCAUCACUGAGUAUACCAGCGGCUCCUCCGCCCCGUCCACCGACCAGGCCACCACCUGCACCCACGCUCACACCUUGCCCGCAGCAUGCCACCUUGAGACGCCUGACGCCUUGGCCAUGAAACUGCGGGAGGUGGGCUUCAAGGGCGUGACAACCAAGGACCUCUCACAGGAGCUGACCAAGAUUCUGGUGAAGGAGCAGGGCGACUUGGGCGCCAAUGGCUCCGAUGGGAACUACAAGCUGGUACUGGCCAAGAAGGGACAGCUCACUUGGACAUCCUUCACAGCCACGAAGUAAGAGGUGAUGACUGCUGAUGCAGCUGACGAGGACGAGCGAGAGGCCAAGAGGCCAAGCCAGGAUGAUUAGUGUGCGCGCACACGCACACACACACACACACACACACACACACACACACACACACACACACACACACACACACACACACACGUGUUGUCCAGACUUCCGUAGCUCAUUAAUGUCAGUUUCCUGCACACAAUUAGCUGUAAGAGGAACCAUGGCAAUGUGAGUGUCUCCUGUAGCGUUAGAAUGGUCCCCACACGACGCACGGCCCAGGCUGCGUUGCUGCAGAGGUGGAGGGUGAUGGUGAGCCGCUGAUAUUUAAAGGGAUUUGUGAAAGUUUAUGUCACGGAGGGAAAAAAAAAAAAAAUGCAUGGGUUAGUGACUGAUUUUGUACUCGCGUUAACGUAAAGAUACUUGGACAAUGACUAACUACUACUACUACUACUACUACUACUACUACUACUACUACUACCACUAAUAAUAAUGAUAAUAAUAAUAAUAAUAAUAAUAAUAAUAAUAAUAAUAAUAAUAAUAAUAAUAAUAAUAAUAAUUCUGUUACUUCUACUACUACUACUACUACUACUACUACUACUACUACUACUACUACUACUAUUACUACUACUACUAUUAUGAUAAAGAACAGUAGCAAAUCUUUAUAGACUAAGUAUUUAAGCAGCACCUGUGGUAGAUGCGUAUAUUUGCCUUCUAUACGUCCUAUGUCCACAAAGUAGAAAAUAAAGAGUUCAUUAAACUGA